AUGGGCUCGAUCGGCAACUCACAGCAACCCGAGCACGAUGUCCUCGUUAUCGGCGCUGGUCUUUCUGGCUGCUAUUCUCUUUACCGCAUGCGAGAGUUAGGUCUCAAAUCCAAAUGCAUUGAAGCCGGAACUGCAGUCGGAGGGACGUGGUACUGGAACAGAUAUCCUGGCGCGAGAUUCGAUUCAGAGUCCUACUCAUACGGCUUCUCCUGGUCACCCGAAGUCCUCGCGGAAUGGAACUGGACGGAGCACUUCGCCCCUCAAUACGAGACGGAAAAGUACCUCAACUUCAUCUGCGACAAGUUCAAUCUCCGCGAAGACAUACAAUUCAACACCCGCAUACAGUCCGCAAAGUUCCUUGAUGAUGAGCGCCGCAUGUGGGAGGUCACUGAUACAUCGGGCAAUGUCUACACCUCCCGCUUCCUCAUAACAGCCAUGGGUGUGCUAAGCAACCCUACCCUCCCCAACGUACCAGGGGUCUCCCACUACAAAGGCGAAGCCUUCCACACCGCUCGUUGGCCCAAAGACCACGUCAGCUUCGAAGGCAAGCGUGUCGGCAUCAUCGGUACAGGCGCCACCGCCAUCCAAGCCAUCCCCGAAAUCGCAAAAAACGUCGGCCACCUGACCGUCUUCCAACGAACACCUAACUGGGCCAUCCCUCUCCACAACGCGAAAAUUUCACCAGAGGAAAUGGCAGAUAUCCGCGCCGGCUACCCGGAAAUGUUCGAGAAGCUGCAGAAGACGCGGAUGUGUUUCAUCCAUGACUCAAAUCCGGACAGUAUCUGGGAAGCUAGCCCAGAGCAGCGAGAAGAGCUGUGGGAGCACUUGUAUGCGCAGCCGGGGUUUGGAAUGUGGUUGAGCAAUUACAAAGAGAUCCUUGUCGACCACAAGGCGAAUGACCUGGUCAGCGAGUUUGUCGCCAAGAAGAUCCGGCAGCGAGUCAAAGAUCCCGAGACAGCGGAGCUCCUGAUCCCCAAAAACCAUGGUUUCGGGACUAGGAGAGUGCCGAUGGAGACAUCUUACUACGAGGCGUAUAAUCGACCGAAUGUCAGACUGGUGGAUUUGCAUAGCACGCCCAUCGAGCGGAUUACUGAGAAGGGACUAAGGACUAAGAGCGUGAAAGAAGGGGUAGAAGGAGAGGAAUACGACUUUGAUAUGUUGAUCUAUGCGACUGGCUUCGAUGCCGUGACUGGAGCAUUCGACGCGAUUGAUUUCAUCGGGACGGAUGGGAAGAAAUUGAAGGAGAAGUGGGAGGAAGGGCCGAAGACGUAUUUGGGCAUGACGUUGAAGGCUAUGCCGAAUAUGUUCAUGGUGAGCCAUCUCCCCUCCACAACAGCCGACAAUUCGCUGGGGCUUACUGCUAAUAUCUGGUUGUAUCAGAUCAUGGGCCCCCACCAAGCCUACGGCAACAUCCCGCGCAGCAUCGAAUUCGCCGUCGACUGGGUCUCCAACUGCAUCGAGCACCUGCACAAAAAUGGCCUCACGCGCAUCGAAGCGAGAGAGGAGGGGGUGAAGCAGUGGACGGAGCAUGUGCAUCAGAUUUCCGAGGGGUUCUUGAGUAAUGAGAUCGACUCCUGGAUGACGGGCGUGAAUAAGAACGUUGCGGGCAGACAGAAGAGGAUUGUGGCGAGGUAUAACGGGAGCGCGGUGGAGUUUCGACAGCGGUGUCGUGAUGUUGCCGCGAGGGGGUAUGAUAGUUUCGAUCUGGCUUAA
This is a messenger RNA of Saxophila tyrrhenica, 1713 nucleotides long. RefSeq lists its product as uncharacterized. Lineage: Eukaryota; Fungi; Ascomycota; Dothideomycetes; Mycosphaerellales; Extremaceae. The transcript is spliced from 2 exons. Gene Ontology annotation, molecular function: N,N-dimethylaniline monooxygenase activity; flavin adenine dinucleotide binding; NADP binding. The record is from RefSeq and is a predicted model, not a curated record. The coding region runs from base 1 to 1713 and encodes 570 amino acids.